Messenger RNA from Oryza sativa Japonica Group (Japanese rice), 4069 nucleotides. The record is from RefSeq and is a predicted model, not a curated record. Lineage: Eukaryota; Viridiplantae; Streptophyta; Magnoliopsida; Poales; Poaceae.
GAGACCGGAAGAAAACUCUGUUUUUGGCUAUCGAUGAUAAGAAAGAAAUCCGCGGCGAUUGGUGGCGGCGGAAACGGCGGAAAUUCGUUGGAAUCCCCGUUGAUCUAUCUGUUCUUGAGUUCUUGUUCAGUUUUCUUGUUAGGUAGCUAACAAUUGGUAUCAGAGCCCUCGAUUCCUUUCCUGGUUUCAUUGAUUCCCUUGGUCCGCCCGUGAAAAUUCCAUUAGAUAGGUGGGAAUUCGCUGUUAAUCAGUGUGAUUCCGCAAAAGCUUUUGGGGCUCCCUUGAUCUGGUUGGCUGGAUUCGAGGUGAAACCGGGAAAAAUUCAUCCUGGAGCGACCUAGGUAUAUCACGAAACAAGCAGCUCAAAUCAUGGCUCAAGAAGGGAAGCUCGAUCUCUUGUUGAAGAUGAUGGAGGAUGCAGAGAAGAAGAGGGAGGAGACGGGAGGAGUCCGAUGCGUUGAAUCUAGCGGAGCUGCAGUCGUUGAAGGCGGUGGUGGAAUCGCGCAUACCCAUGGUGGAAUAGAAGGUGAGCGAGUUGGGGGGAUCUGUUAGCGAUUUGGCAAAGAGAGUGAACUCGAUCCAGGCAGGGUUGGAGAAGUGCCAGCGGGAUGUUCAACAGAAGGUGUUGUUCAAGGCAGAAGGCAGCCAAGGACCCAGUCAGAUGUUGAAUGAAGAUGAUCUCAAUGGUAAUUCCCCAAAUCCUUUCCUGUUUACUCCACAGGGAAAUCGCCUUCCUCAGUUCACUUCUGCAAGCCCUUUCACUCUUGAAAAUUCUAGUCAUCAGCAUAUGGAUACUAUGGUAUGGCUAGCAACGGUGGUAAUGUCCCCCCCAUGUCUUGUCCCCAAUUUGAUGGUGAGAAUACCCAGUUAUGGCGAGAUAAUUGUGAAAUUUACUUUGAUGUGUAUGGUGUGCAUCCAGCCAAUUGGGUUAAGGUGGCUUUGCUGAAUUUCACUGGUAAUGCUUCAUUUUGGUUGCAAUCGGUGCGGCACCAGAUGGUGGGCAUUUCGUGGAUGGAGCUGUGUGACAUGGUCUGUCAUAAGUUCACCAGAGAUAGACAGGCAACCCUGAUAAGGCAAUGGAUUCAUGUGGGACAGACUGGCAGUGUAGCUGAGUAUGUUGAAAGGUUUGACAACUUAAUGCACCACCUGCUUUCUUAUGAUAAUGCUCUCACCCCUCCUUAUUUUUUAACCAAGUUUGUGGAUGGAUUGAAAGAUGAGAUUAGAGGAGUGGUCAUGAUUCAGAAACCAGUGGAUCUGGAUGCUGCUUGCUCAGUGGCUAUGCUUCAGGAGGAAAUCUUGGAUGGGAAUAAGAAAAUUUCUUUCAGGAAGGCUGAGGGUACUAGCUUCACCAAGGCUUUCACUAGACCAGUUCAGGGCACUGUAUGUCAGAAGAGUCCUGUGGCAACGCCUGGAGAGGAAAAGAGAAUCUUGGAGUCUGCCAGAACUACUCCCAAGGAUGACAAGGUUUCUCAAUUAAGGUCUUAUAGACGUUCUAAGGGGUUAUGCUUUACCCAUGGUGAACGUUGGAGUAAGGACCAUAAGUGUGCUCAGACCGUCCAGUUGCAUGUGGUGGAGUUAGAGGCAUUUCAACUUGAGGAAGAAACAGACAGUUUGGAGACAAUCCUUGAGUCUAACCCAGAGGAGAACAACCUCAUGACCAUCUCAGUUCAUGCUUGGAAUGGCACUGAUUCAGCCCAUUCUCUUCGAGUUAAGGGAUUAAUACAAGGCACUGAACUUCUUAUGCUCAUUAACUCUGGGAGUACCCACUCAUUUGUCGAUGAACAGAUGAUUCACCAUUUUCCAGGAGUGGUGUCCACAACUCCGCCAGUUAAGGUCAGGGUUGCUGAUAAACAACUUCCUGACUGUGUUGGUGGCUUCAAGGUAGAUGCUAUCGAUCCAAUUUUAAGCUAAUACCUCUAAAUGGGUAUGAUGCCAUAUUAGGCAUGGAUUGGUUGGAAGGGCUGGGGGUCAUGAAAAUUGAUUGGUUGCAGAAAUGGUUAGAGUAUGAAGAACAUGGGGAAACUAUAAGAAUUCAGGGGGUAUUUAAUAAUGUGGCUGAAUGUCAGAUGAUUUCUGGGGCUCAACUGAGAGGCUUGUGUAAGAUGGGGGCUCUUAUUUUGCCGUCGAGGUUGAGAGCAGCCGCCCCGGCGAUCGCGGGCGAGCCAUUUGGGUUUUUUUUCUUCCGGUCAUUUGGUUUCCGCCACCGCCGCCGCCGCUGCCGCCGCGGCGUCGUGGGUGUGGUUUUGCUUUGCUGCAGCAGCUAGUGCUGUGUCGCCGUGCGGCUUGGGCAUUGCGCUGCCCGAACACAUCGCCUUCGCGGGCUAAUGCCUUUUUUUUCUCCUCAGGUUUUUGGUGCUGUUGCUGGUUUCAUUGGUUCAUGCCAUCUGCAUCGGCUGCUAGAGCUCAUCACAAGGCAGUGAUUCGUCGUACGCCAUCUUCAUCACAUCAUGUGAACCUUCGUUCUUGCUUGGUCUUUCUUGCUCCGUUCGCACUUCAGACGAAGCUUUGGUCAAACGUAGAAAAAGCAGAUAGAGCUAGCAAGACUAAACAGCACACAAACCACCACAUCCAACUCAGCCUCAACAAACAUACUGGAUCAUCUUCUACAGCCAACCAAAAAGGACUGUCAAAGAUAUGUGCUACUACAACAAAAGUAUAAAGCUAUCAAGCGAACUAAAGAACUACGUGAAAGAUAUUGCGACAUUCCCGCAUCACUCAAGCAAAUUCUAAUUCUACUUGUUACUAUCAACCAGACAUUCAUGAAUACUUCACAAAAGAAUUCUCAGAAAAAUACAUUCAGCCACUCACCCAACACAAGACAACAAAGGAUCAAGUGCAUACUGCAGGAAACACAUCAACCACCAUGGUUCUUCACAAGUCAACAGAUGAUCGGUACAAUCUAAAAGCAGGAUGGUCAGAGUUUGCAACGGCCAAUAAAAUACAAGUGGGAAUAAUCUGCAUUUUCCACUUCUACGAAACGAAUCAGCUACAAGCAACAAUACAUAUAACGUGAAUGCAUUGAUCAUGCGCUGCAGAAGAACCAUCCUUGUACUAUCAUGAAAAUACUUUAUCAACACCUACUAGCUGCCGUAAGACAACCCCACUAUGCUAAGUAUUUAUAACCUUUAUAUCCCUGCUAUAUGCUGCUUGUUUCUCUGUAAAUGUUAUGUUAAAGACAUCAUCUUCACCUACUGUUGUAGUGUAGUUGUUAAGAACAACCUUAUCACUGUCAUUGACGAUUUUGUUUACUCAUAUACCCAAUGAACGAUGCACCACCUUCUGUAUAACUUGCUAUGUUAUAUUAUGUUGCUGAUCAUUUUAUUACCUUCAUAAACCUUAGUAAUAUGACACUUAUACUCUUACAGUCUAAGUCAGUUUCUUUGCACCAUAUCCACUCCAUUAACUGAACUGAUAAUGCUAUGACAUUAACGUUUACACCCGGCAAUCCAACUAUCCACAGGCGGCGCGCCAGGGCGCGCCCAUCCAUCUAGUUUACAUACUACUUAUAAACUAUAUGCAUGUACACAUCAUGUAAUCUAUAGAAACAAAUGGGUCCAAGAGGAAUAGUGCCACUGACAAGACUUUAAGCAACUCAAGAAAAUAACAGGCACUAAUGUUUCAAGUUUAGUAAGCAUACUCCCUCUGGUUCCAUAAUAGUUACUCUCUCUGUUUCACAUUGUAAGUCAUUCUAGCAUCUCACAUAUUCAUAUAGAUGUUAAUGAAUCUAGACAUAUAUACAUGUCUAGAUUCGUAUAUAUGUCUAGAUUCGUUAACAUCUAUAUGAAUGUAGACAAUGCUAGAAUGUCUUAUAUUAUGAAACGGAGGAAAUAACGUUUUGGACAAAGAUUGCAGUCAAUCUUUUAUAACUUUGACUAUCAAUAACUUUAAACGUAUUUAGUUUAAAAGAACUAGAAUAACAUAUAUGGAUCUAUCUUUCAAAGCUCUAUAAUAAAAGUAAACAUGUAUUUAUUUAGGUCCCCAUCGUUUGGCUUAUUUCCUAAUAAGUCAAAACGGCUUAUUAGGAAAUAAAAAUAAAUUUAUAGAUGAAAUUUUUAUAAAUGUGUUCUUG